AUGAAAGCAGCAGUGCUGUGUCUCUGCCUCCUCAGCCUGGCUGCUGCAUGGCCGGUGCAUAAAUCCAAGCAGCAGGCCACUUCUGCCAGCUCUGAAGAGAAAUAUGACCCCAAGGGCCACUACUCACACAGGUACAAACACCACUCCUGGGAGAGCCUGCAGCACCCCCAGCCUGACCUGGUGUUACCCCAGCAGACCCUCUACUCCUCGGAGGAAAGCGUGGAUGUCUCGGUGCAUCAGCAGAUCCCUGACGUGCCCAGCACGAGCCAGGAGGAUGCGGACGGCGGUGACGACGAUGACGACGACGACUCCAACGACACAGAGGAAUCCCAGGAGGUCACCACCAUUUUCCCCACAGACAUCCCUCUCACCUUCCCUCCUUUCACCCAGAGUGACACUGCUGGCAGGGGGGACAGCGUGGCCUACAGGCUGAGGGCAAAAGCCAGGCUGCUGAAGUCCAGCAAACUCGGCAAAGCGGCUCAGAAGCUCUUUGCCUAUGAUGCCACCCAGGAGGAUGAGAGCGCCCUGGAUGCGGACAGCCGGCAAGAGGUCCUCUCCCGGGAGGAUUCUGCUGCCCCUCGCUCCCCGAGGAGGAAGGCCCCCAGCGAGGGGUGGGCUGGCAAGGGGCAGGGGCAGGCCAGCAGCGAGCGGGACCGCAGCGCCGAGAACGACAGCCGGCAGAGGCUGGACAGCCAGGAGGCGGCGGACGACAGCCAAGCUGUCUCCGGUGCCAGGGGGGACAGCCGGGAGAGCAGGGAGAGCCCUGGCUCCCCCGAGGCGCCUGACCGCGACAGCAACCAGACGGCGGAGAGCGCUGAGCAGGCUGGGGACCGCCACAGCAUCGAACGCAACGAAGUCACCCUUUAG
This is a messenger RNA of Dryobates pubescens (Downy woodpecker), 867 nucleotides long. RefSeq names its product osteopontin. The transcript has 6 exons. Gene Ontology annotation, molecular function: extracellular matrix binding. Bases 1 to 867 code for a protein of 288 amino acids. Gene Ontology annotation, biological process: cell adhesion; ossification; positive regulation of bone resorption. NCBI's taxonomy places the organism in Eukaryota, Metazoa, Chordata, Aves, Piciformes, Picidae. The record is from RefSeq and is a predicted model, not a curated record.